Molecule: messenger RNA, 384 nt
Organism: Castor canadensis (American beaver)
Lineage: Eukaryota; Metazoa; Chordata; Mammalia; Rodentia; Castoridae
Source: RefSeq, a predicted model, not a curated record
GGGGAAGGCGGCGGCGACGGGGAGCGGCCGCUUUUUCUUCUCUUUCGGCCCCUUUCUCCGGCCUUCCUCCGCUCCGGCUGGGCCUGGGCACGGCCAGGGACCGCAGCCCGGCCGGGCGGGCGGGGGCAGAGAGUGAAGCCGCCCCCCCGCCCCGCACAAACAAGCGCCACCGUCUGCAGCCCAAGCCCGCACCCCAGCCGCCACCCCACGGGCGCCUCUUCUCGGCCCGGGAGCGCGCUCCGGACGCCCCCCGCGCCGCCGCGGCAAGAAGAGUCGGCUUCGCUACGGCGCUCGGUUCUCCCGCCGGCUCGGCGAGCGGUGGCGGCGGUGGCGGCGGCACUGGGAAAAUGGCGGCCGAGCUCCUUUUCCCUCCCCCCCCUUUAA